AUGGAAUCCAGAGACAUUAGGUUCAAGGAAGGAGAGGCUCAUUGUUCCAGGGAAUACAGGUCCGAAGUGGAUAACAGCGACCUGGAAGACUGCCAGCAGGUGGCACCCACCAAUGGACCCACAGCUCAACAGCAUGCAGAUCAAGAAGGCAAAGAACCGUGGACAUCUGGUCCCACCUCAGAUACCUCUGAUACCACUCCACCACUAUGCAGGAGUACUCACACAUGUACCCCCUCACGAGUUGCCAUUGAAAACCAGGCACUCAAAGAGCACAAAUGCAAGGCACAGGUGAACAGAGAGGACUGGGUGACCAACUUGCCUUCCACUGGCCAAACACUUGCACUAAUUGCUGUCAAUCCUUGGGCUUUUGCCUCUGUCACAAGCCUCCUCCCAGGACCUCCUUCCCAGGCUCACACUCCACUAGGAGCUCUCACAUCUGAAGCUCACAUCCUCUACUAG
Messenger RNA from Lentinula edodes (shiitake mushroom), 459 nucleotides. RefSeq lists its product as uncharacterized. The transcript has a single exon. Bases 1 to 459 code for a protein of 152 amino acids. Lineage: Eukaryota; Fungi; Basidiomycota; Agaricomycetes; Agaricales; Omphalotaceae. The record is from RefSeq and is a predicted model, not a curated record.